This is a messenger RNA of Lycium barbarum (goji berry), 1970 nucleotides long. RefSeq lists its product as uncharacterized. The record is from RefSeq and is a predicted model, not a curated record. Gene Ontology annotation, cellular component: nucleus. Bases 198 to 1664 code for a protein of 488 amino acids. NCBI's taxonomy places the organism in Eukaryota, Viridiplantae, Streptophyta, Magnoliopsida, Solanales, Solanaceae. The transcript is spliced from 9 exons.
AAGAAUGAGAAAAGGGAGGGAGACGCUCCAAAAAAAAAAAGAGAAGAAAAUGGGGGGAAAGAGAGACUUGUGAGGUUUUAUAGUUAAGCCCUAAACAGUAAACACUCCCUCCCUCCAUAAAACAUUACUCUAAUCUUCCAUACUUCAAAAGUCUCUGUGUAUCUUUGUUGGUUGGUGGAUUUAGGGUUUAGUAGAAAAUGGGGAAAGAGGAGAAUGAAUUAGAACCAAAGAUUGAGACUGCUAUGCGUUCUCGUCUUCAACAUAUCAAAGAUAAUGCUGACUCCUUCACUUUGGAGAGGGUGCGUAGGCUGAUAGAGGAAGACCUCGAGCUUGAAAAGUAUGCUCUCGAUGUGCAUAAAGGAUUCAUUAAGCAGUUCUUGGAGAAGCUAAUGGAGAAUGCUGAUGAUGAUGGCCCCCCUAAGGAUUCACAGGAAAAUUUGGAAAAAGACGCCGCUUCAACUAAUCAAGAAAAAGAUGUGCUGGAAAAAGAUGCUUCUUCUACUAAGCAAGAAAAAGAAGUGCUCGAGUCCCCUAAAAAGCAAGUGAUAGAGAAAGAUAUCAAAGAGCCAGCACUUGAUGAAGCAGAAAUGGAUGAUUCUCCUAUAAUGGGCGUUAUGAGCUCCAAUUCAGAGUCAGUGGAUGCUCAAGGUGUAAAGGCAAGUGAGAGCUCAAUAAAGAAGGCCAUCUGGGAGAGAGCUGCUCACUUCAGAGCUAAUUCUGAGUCAAUAACUCUUGCUGGUGUUCGUCGACUUCUGGAAGAAGAUCUUGGUCUUGAGAAAAACACUCUUGAUGCCUUUAAGAAGUUCAUUCAGAAUCAAAUAGAUGAGGUGUUAACAUCUUCUGAAGCUCCUAAAUCUAGCAGUGUUAAGAGGAGCCCUGAAAAAAGAAGUAAGACAGCAAAGAAGAGUGGUGAAAACUCUGAUUCAUUUAGCAGCCGAAGUAAAAAUAUAGUAGAGAAAGUAAAAUCAGGAAAAAGAUCUGUCGCAAAAGAAACGGUUGAGAAAUCUGAAGGACUGAAGAAACGGAAAAAACCUAAUUCAGAGGAUAAUGUCCCUGCCAAAAAGAAGAAAGAAGUUUCUAAGAAGCUGCCAGAUGAAAGUAGUGAUGGAGACACCGAUAAGAGUGGUUCUGAAGAUGGUCAAUCUGGAUCAUCUGCUGAAAUACCUGCCAAGAAGAAAGUUGUAAAGGGAGCAUCAGCUAAUGCUGGAUAUGGAAAACGUGUGGAACAUCUGAAAUCAAUAUUCAAAGCUUGUGGGAUGAGUGUUGCUCCUUCUAUUUAUAAGAGAGCCAAGCAGGUAUCUGACGACAAGCGUGAGGGCUUCCUGAUAAAGGAGUUGGAAAAGAUACUUUCUGCAGAAGGACUAUCACCGAACCCCAGCGAGAAAGAAAUCAAAGAAGUUAAAAAGAGAAAGGAAAGAGCGAAAGAAUUGGAAGGCAUUGACUUGAGCAACAUUGUUUCGGAUACACGAAGAAGAUCAACGACCAGUUUUGUGCCUCCUCCAAGACCCAAGUCACCUCCUAAAAAAGAUAAGAAUGAUGACAAAGAUGGUGAUACCAACGAGGAUAAUGUAAGUGACGACGACAAAGACGAUGAUGACAAUGAAGUUGAUGAGAGCAGUGAGAGUGAGGAGUUCAAUGAAGAUGAUAAUGAGGACAGUGAAUGAAGCUCUCUGAAGAGUGAAGAUUAUAAGUUAUAGAUCGGGGAUGGUCUUUCCAAUGUAUCAAUAGUUUCAGUUUCUCAACGUAGAUUGGGAGCUGAAAUUCAGUGUAUUUUAGAAGUACAUUUAUACUCCAGACUUGAUAUUUAGCUUGGUUAAGAAGUGUUAAAUUAGCGAUCAUGGAUAAUAGAUACCAUAGUUGUUAGUUAUCAAGCGAUUUGUACAUGGAGCAUCUUUGCUUGUGCAUUGUAGGAGGUGACAAUCUUCAUUUUUCUGCUGGUAGCAGUUCUUUAGAAGGCUUUUUUGGUGAAA